AUGAAGGUAGAUAUUCCGAUCCAAAGAGGAGAAGCGCAGUUAUCAGUCAUCAAGGCAUGGAAGGAACAAAAGAUAACAAAGGUCAUUAACAAGACUCAGAAGAGGCUCCUCGAGAUUUCAGGAUGGGAGGAAAAGAAAACAACAAAGAUCGAAUCUCAACUCGCUAGGAUCCAGCGUAAGAUGGACCAUAAGAAAAUGGAGAAAGCAGAAGAACUAAGGAGCAAGAAAGCAGCAGUUCAUGCAAAAGCACAAGAGCAGAAGGCAAAGGUUCAAACCAGACGCGCUCGAGAGAUCCUUGAUGCUGAAGAGGAAGCUGCUAGGUUUCAAGCAAUUGGACAAGUUCCUAAGAAGUCAUCUCUCAGCUGCUUCUGA
Molecule: messenger RNA, 372 nt
Organism: Microthlaspi erraticum
Lineage: Eukaryota; Viridiplantae; Streptophyta; Magnoliopsida; Brassicales; Brassicaceae
Source: the annotation of a GenBank genome assembly